AUGGCAUUAAGUCUUAUGCCUAUUGAUGAAGUUGAACGUCAAUUUCAACGUUUACAAACUAUUACAUCGUCAUCAUUAGGUGAUUUAUUAUUGUAUUUUAAAAAUCAUUGGGUGCAUGGUGUUGUUCCAAUUCAUAUGUGGAAUUUUUAUGAUGCCAACCAUCGAACAAAUAAUACUUCAGAAGCUUAUAAUCUUCGAUUUGCAACUCGAUUAUCAAAAAAACAUCCUAAUAUUUGGAGCUUUAUACAAUUAAUUCAAAGUGAACAUGUUCGUUUUGAACAUAUUUCAAUUCAACUUGAUGCUGGUGCAUCUGCACCGAAACAAUCGACAAAAACAAAAGCUUUUCAAAUAAGAUUUGAUACUCUGCGUAGCAGAUACAUCAAAAAGGAAAUCAACGCAAAUGAACUAUUGUCAGGUUUAUCAUUGCUAAUUGGAAAGAAAAAAAAAUAA
Rotaria sordida is the source of this 450-nucleotide messenger RNA. Lineage: Eukaryota; Metazoa; Rotifera; Eurotatoria; Philodinida; Philodinidae. The record is from the annotation of a GenBank genome assembly.